This is a messenger RNA of Scophthalmus maximus (turbot), 1070 nucleotides long. RefSeq names its product radial spoke head component 1 (gene rsph1). The coding region runs from base 287 to 1006 and encodes 239 amino acids. Gene Ontology annotation, biological process: axoneme assembly; spermatid development. NCBI's taxonomy places the organism in Eukaryota, Metazoa, Chordata, Actinopteri, Pleuronectiformes, Scophthalmidae. Gene Ontology annotation, cellular component: nucleus; motile cilium. The transcript is spliced from 9 exons. The record is from RefSeq and is a predicted model, not a curated record.
GUUUUUGGCCACAUGCCAGGCACUGCUGUCACGGUAACCAUAGACCACAGAGAGCAAGAAGGUUCUGGCUGAUCCACGGCCACACUAAAGCAGUGGAUGCUUAGAAAUAUCUGGCGGAAUCUAAUGUUAUCAAAGUGGAGGUGACGUAUUUCCGGCGGCGCUCCACAUCAAAGCCAGAGCUUCUUGCCGAGACGCGCGUGUUGAGCUGCGCAUCUUUUCUACCGCUUGGCUUCAAACUAAAACUUCACACUUCGCCCGGGCGAAGUUCCUGAAUUGACACAGAACAAUGUCGGACGUGGGUUCGGAAGAGUUUGAGGAAGAAGGCAGCAAACUCGGGGAAUAUGAAGGGGACAGAAAUGAAGCCGGAGAGAGGCACGGAGUCGGUAAAGCUGUUCUGCCCAACGGGGACAAUUAUCAGGGACAGUACGAGUGCGGCAAAAGACAUGGACAGGGGACAUACCGCUUCAAGAACGGGGCGAGAUACGUGGGAGACUAUAGCCAGAACAUGAAACAUGGACAAGGCACCUUCUACUAUCCAGACGGCUCAAAAUAUGAAGGGUCGUGGGUUGAGGACCUGAGGCAGGGUCACGGCAUCUACACUUACCCCAACGGAGACGUGUAUGACGGAGAGUGGCUGCAACAUAUGAGGCACGGUCAGGGCACUUACCAGUACCGCGAUUCUGGCUCCAAGUACAAGGGCUCAUGGGCUCACGGCAACAUGGAUGCGGCUGGAGAGUACGUCCACUCUAACCACAGAUACGACGGUAACUUUGCCAACAAUAAUCCCUACGGCCCGGGGAAGUACGUGUUUGAUAUCGGGUGUGAGCAACACGGUGAAUACCGCCAAAUAGAGCAGGACCGGGCUGAGGGUGAUUGGGGUGAGACGGCCUCCACCACUGUCCUCAAGUGGGUUCCCAAGUGUAUCACAGACCGGUCGCCAUGGAAUCUGGGCAAAGAGAUGUCAGCUGGGGAAAAAGAAAAAUCUUCGGCACUGGAGGGAGAAUAGAACUGAGCUCUGUGAUCAAUCCACUAUCCUGCACCUAAAUAAAUGUAUUCAUAUGUAAAUACAA